Molecule: messenger RNA, 1230 nt
Organism: Cokeromyces recurvatus
Lineage: Eukaryota; Fungi; Mucoromycota; Mucoromycetes; Mucorales; Mucoraceae
Product: phosphoribosyltransferase-like protein
Exons: 3
Coding region: 11-1132 (373 amino acids)
Biological process (GO): 5-phosphoribose 1-diphosphate biosynthetic process; purine nucleotide biosynthetic process
Cellular component (GO): ribose phosphate diphosphokinase complex; cytoplasm
Molecular function (GO): ribose phosphate diphosphokinase activity; magnesium ion binding
Source: RefSeq, a predicted model, not a curated record
AAAAAAAAAGAUGCGUAACCUUGUUGUAUUUGGUGGCUCUUCACAUCCUGAGUUUACAGAAAAAGUAUGCAGCCAUUUAGGUAUUCCACCUGGAAAGACACGUUUAAGCAAGUUUUCGAAUAAUGAGACCAGUGUAGAAAUGAAAGAAUCAGUUCGUGAACAAGAUGUAUAUAUUAUUCAAAGCGCAUGUGGCAAUGUCAAUGAUAAUUUCAUUGAAUUACUCAUCAUGAUAAAUGCAUGUAAGAUAGCAUCGGCCAAGCGUAUUACUGCCGUUAUUCCUUGUUUCCCUUAUUCUCGUCAACCUGAUGUUCCCUUUAAACAGUCUGGAGAACCACUUACAUUUUUGCCUCCCCAGACUCCUCUAUCAGAACAACCUCCUAGUAAACCAGAGGAGGAUAUGUCGAGUCAAUUAUUACGUAAAUUGGGUCAAGCUGCUAUGGACCAACAAGAGGCCGAGAAAAAGGGAAAAGAAGAGAAAGUCCCUUAUCGUGAAUGGCGUGCUCGUCCAGGCGUUUUAAUCGCAGAUCUUUUAACUUGUGCAGGAGCGGAUCAUAUCAUUACUAUGGAUCUUCAUGAUGCACAAUAUCCUGGUUUCUUUGAUUGUCCUGUUGAUAACCUUACCAGUUUAUAUACUGCCAUUAAUUAUAUUCGUUUAAAUAUUCCUGAUUAUUCAAAUGCCAUUAUUGUUUCUCCUGAUGCAGGUGGAGCCAAAAGAGCCACCGCUAUUGCCGAAAAAUUAUGCAUGGAUUUUGCACUAGUACAUAAAGAACGUCCUAAAGUUCAUUCUCAAAAGAGAGAAUCUAUCCUUGUGGGUGAUGUUCGUGGACGUAACUGCAUUUUAAUUGAUGAUAUUACAGAUACUUCAUAUACCAUCACAAAGGCAGCUCGUUUAUUAAGAGAAAAGGGAGCUCGUAAGAUAUAUGCGCUCGUCAGUCAUGCUAUCCUUUCUGCUGAUGCUGUAAAUCAUAUUGAUCAAAGUGCUAUUGAUGAACUUAUCGUUAGUAACUCAUUACCUCAAGAUCAACAUAUUAAAAACCCAAAGAUAAAGGUCUUUGAUGUCACUCCACUCUUUUCUGAAGCUAUUCGUCGUACUCACUUUGGUGAAUCUCUUUCUCGAUUAUUUGAAGCUUAAUUUUUUCUUUUCUUUACUUUUUUUUCUUUUCUUUUUUUUUUUAGGAAUUAGAACUUAUAGAAUAAGAUACACACAUGCAUACAAUCCACCAAUUCAAC